AGAAAACUCACCAGGGCAUAGAGCUGGAUUGGAGCCAUUCUUUGAUUUCAUCGUGUCCAUUAAUGGUUCAAGAUUGAAUAAAGACAAUGACACUCUCAAGGACCUGUUGAAAGCAAACGUUGAAAAACCUGUAAAAAUGCUAGUGUACAGUAGCAAAACACUGGAACUGAGAGAAACAUCAGUGACUCCCAGCAACAUGUGGGGUGGACAGGGUCUGCUGGGCGUGAGCAUCCGUUUCUGCAGCUUUGAUGGGGCCAAUGAAAACGUAUGGCAUGUUUUGGAAGUGGAACCAAAUUCUCCUGCUGCAUUAGCUGGACUUAGACCUCAUAGUGACUAUAUCAUUGGAGCAGAUACUGUCAUGAAUGAGUCUGAAGAUCUCUUUUCCCUUAUUGAAACGCACGAAGCAAAGCCAUUAAAACUUUAUGUGUAUAACACAGACACAGAUAGUUGUCGGGAAGUGGUGAUUACUCCAAAUUCUGCGUGGGGUGGAGAAGGCAGCCUAGGAUGUGGCAUUGGUUAUGGAUAUUUGCAUAGGAUACCUACACGCCCAUUUGAAGAGGGAAAGAAAAUUUCUCUCCCAGGACAGUUGCCUAGUGCAUCUCUCAGUCCCCUCAAAGAUGGCUUCACAGAGGUUCAGCUGUCAUCAGUUAAUCCCUCAGCCACAUUACCGUCUGGGUCAGCAGGCCUUGAACAGAGUCUUUCAGGACUUUCUAUUAGCUCACCCUCAACUACUGUCAGUAACGUUCUCAGUACAGGUGUUCCAACAGUUCCAUUAUUACCACCACAAGUUAGUCAGUCCCUUACCCCUGUGCCACCAGUUAACCCAGCAACUACAUUACCGGGUCUGAUGCCAUUACCAGCAGGGCUCCCCAACCUGCCUGAUCUGUCCAAACUUAAUUUACCUGCACCACACAUUGUUCCGGAAAUCAUACAGCCUGGUUUGCCAUCCCUUCCCUCAUUGCCGCCUCUGAAUCUAAUGGGAAUAACACCUCUGUCAAUGCCACCCAAAUGCGUUCCUCUGCUUCCUUUGGUCACAGAGGCAUCUACGGUGCCUACAGAUUUGCUUCCAUCCAUUACUCAAGCCGGAAGCUUUUCCGUCGACCCUGGCACUACUGUAAAUGUAGAACAGACCUCUACACUCACCUUGGAUAGUGCUGCCCCAGCUUCUAAGGCAACUAUUGUUGACGGAUCAAGUGAAUCCUCUACAGUUAAUGAGAAAGCGUCUGGAGUCACAGAUACACAAGCUUCUGAAUCAUAACUCCAGAUCACUCUGUUGGAUUGGCUUGGUAUUUAUUUAGCCAUGGGAUACAUAUUUGAAGAGCAAGCUAUCAUUAAUUUCAUACUAGUUUGUACUUAAUCUUUAGGAGUCCUGUAAAUAAUAUCGAGGUAUAAUAAAAAUAAAAGGGGGUUUAUAAAAUGUGUGUGGUGGGAGGGGAGGAAGAGUACUUGUAUGUAACCAAAAAA
Molecule: messenger RNA, 1464 nt
Organism: Tauraco erythrolophus (red-crested turaco)
Lineage: Eukaryota; Metazoa; Chordata; Aves; Musophagiformes; Musophagidae
Source: RefSeq, a predicted model, not a curated record